AUGGGAAUCGGAGAAGAAAGCAGCAAGCCAAUGCUGGGGAGCAUCAGCCACGCGUCUCCAAGCCACGCUCUCAGUGGCAAAAUCAUGAUAUCCUCUGUGAUCAUCCUCUCCUUCGCCCUUAUUAUGAUCAUCUGCUUCCACAGCUACGCAAGAUGGCUCUUCCAUCGUCAAAACCGUCGCAUUCGCCGCCGUAUUCGUGCUCACCUCCUUUCUCUCUCGGCAUCCUCCUCCCUCUCCCCUCUUGAUCCAGCGGUCCUCGAGAAGAUUCCCAUCUUCGUUUACUCCUCGGAGACUCAUCAUCAAACGCCACUGGAGGAGUGUUCCGUUUGCUUGUCGGAGUUCGAGGAAGACGACCAAGGCCGUCUCCUCCCGAAAUGUGGUCACUCUUUUCACGUCCAUUGCAUCGAUACUUGGUUCCGUUCCAGUUCCACUUGCCCGCUUUGCAGAGCUCCGGUUCAACCCGAAAAUAUGUCUACACUACCUGAAUCCACUGAACAAACCACUCCGGUUAAACCGGUCGAGGACAUAGAAACCGGAAGUUCUUCUUCUUCUUCCUUUUCUUCAUUUUCGUCGUUGAGGUUUCCUAUGGAGGCGUGUGAGAGAGAACCUAUCGAUUUAGUUGGUCUCAUGGUGGAGAUUCCCACAGAAUUAGAAGGCUCUAAACCGGGUGUGGCUUGUGGGCCAAGAAAGGAAAUUUAA
Molecule: messenger RNA, 699 nt
Organism: Eruca vesicaria subsp. sativa (arugula)
Lineage: Eukaryota; Viridiplantae; Streptophyta; Magnoliopsida; Brassicales; Brassicaceae
Source: the annotation of a GenBank genome assembly